Chilo suppressalis (striped riceborer) is the source of this 2527-nucleotide messenger RNA. Lineage: Eukaryota; Metazoa; Arthropoda; Insecta; Lepidoptera; Crambidae. The record is from the annotation of a GenBank genome assembly.
AAAUAUCGGAGACAAUAAAGCUAAUAGCUAAGAAUCGAUUUACUUGAUCAAAAUAAAUAUAAAAUCAAAUAUAUUUGUUUAUCUUAUUUUAAAUUAUACAAUAUCCGAUUUAAUCAUUAAUCAUAUUGAAUUUUAUAGCUAUUAACGGAAUUGUUACAGUAAAUCGAUUCUUAGCUAAUCGCUUUAUUCACUCAAUGUCACAACCCUAAGAAAAAUUAAUUGACGCGUUUGACGUUUCACCAGAGCCGCCAUUUGUAAUUUCGUCCAAAAACCAUUUUGUAAUUUCGUUCAUAAAUUAAUUCAAUUUAUUUUAACUUGCUCAUUUAUAUUUAAUCUUCUUGUUGAAAGUACUUGGAAGCUACCUUGACAGUAUGCUUUUUGGAUGCUCUUUUGGAUCUAUCAAUUUCAACGAAUGGCGUCUGGAGGUGUAAAAAGCAUUACUGAAAGCCUAAUUUCUUGUUCUUUGCGCAGUUUAAUAACUUAAGCCAAUAAGUUUUAAUACUUGAACACAAUGCUGAUUAUAAUUAUUUUCCUACUUUCUUCUUACCCUUUUCAACCAGUACUGUGCGAUAGGGACAUCAUCCCAGUGUUUCUAAUAGACCAUAGCAGCGUCCUGGACGAUGUGAACAUAGAGCCAAACCCCUUCUCCAAAAUCAGCACUGCUUUCUUCGCUGAUAUUGUUCAUGGCGUGAUCAAGAAAAGCGAAGUUGUAAUAGUAUUUGUAGAAGACCAGUUGUCCGUCGAAGAUAUCAGUACUAAGGACGCUUUGGGGACUCCCUAUCGUAAUCUGCAAGUAGGGCUUAUCGAAAAGAAAGUAAAGUAUUUACCGAAGGUCAUAGAUCCGUACAAAUUGCUGAACCAAGUAUUCCAACCGCACCAAUUCAACGUGUUCCAUCUUAGCUCUGGGAUGAAUCUUAAAAUGCUGGAAGGGAAGUUCAAGCAUCUCUAUAUAUUUUUCCGUGAUGGCAAGAAUGAAACUAGAGCGGAGGUAUUAAGGAGACAUGAUCUGAUCAUGAGAGAAGUGUACACGGUUAUGAAGCAGUUGGUCAACGGGCCAGUGUUUGCUUUUUACACGGGGAAAAUGAACCCUGUGCAAAGAGAGAAGGUGGAAUUUGUGCCCAUCGCUCCUUUAGAGGAAACCAAGUUCCCUGGUGUGAUGGUUGUUACCGAUGGAGCUCUAUACCGAUUUGUAGGUGUAUUUGCUUCGACUUUCACGCGUCGCGCAGUCUUCAACCAGAUCCCGAUGGUGGCAGAGGAGACGUCAAACUCUGAAUCGCUGUCCACCAAGAUGGCGUACUCUGAUUUUGAUCUGCAGUUCAACUUUCUUCUAAGAGAAAAGGACUGGUUACUUGAUACCGUGGCGUUGCUCGAGGGCGGUGAGGAGGUGGGCCGCACCACCAUGUCGGUGGGCGCGCCCUGGCAUCACGCGUUCUACUGCGGCGAGCCCCUGGUCAUCAUCAACAACAGAGACGGCAGUUCCGUCACCAUAUCCGAAUACAAGAUACAGCCGAGGCGUCACCGACGCAUCGGGUGCCAGAUCGGUGGACGUAGGGAUGAUAUGAACGCCGCCGUUGGCGCCCGAUUCCUCCGCAGCGCAACUACCAAUAUCCAAGGUUCUGCAGAAUCCAUGAACCGUAGUAACGCAGACAAGGCCAGACGGCAAUCAGAGGAUGAUCCUCCAUCACUAGACGACACAGAUUACAACUUCCCACCACAAGAAACUCCGCCAGCAGACACAGAAAUCACAGAAUCAACACCAACGCCAGUGGCAAAGCCAGAAAAUCCAUCAGACGAGCAGGAAUGCGAGGAUUUCGGACACACAGUCAGCUGUGGUCCAUAUUUCAGCGUUGGAAUCCUAUCCUCGCUCUUCGUGAUCGGCAUAUCAUUGCUGAUUCUAAGCUUUGGUGUCGUCGCUCUGAUGAGUUGUAAAGCCAACGAUACGUAUGACGACCCUCAUGGGAAGAUCCUUGUGUUAGGUUUGGAACGGUAGGUCUUUAGUAGCGCGAAGUUACCGUCGUAUUGAUAAGCAAGUAAGACAUUUCUUCUGCUUAGUAAUGUAAUGACUUCAGCAACAUUUUUCAUUUCCUUUCCUACAUAAGAAAUUGACCAAGUGAGUACUGUCACGAAUUAGAAUUGAAGAAACGAAUGAAACAUGCCGACGAAGACGUCUUUCUCGCACGUUACUUAGGACUGCAUUCCCUGUUAGCAUGAACAUCACAAUUAACAUUAUAUCACGUUUUUAAUCGCGUCUAACUGUCAAACACAAUGGAGAUAAAAACGCGAUGUCCUUGGUUAGACAGAAUAUGUUGCGGCAAUAUAAUUUCUCUCGUAUGACGUUGUUACGUCAAAUUGGCGCGAGUUGUCACCAUAGAGGUAUAAUAGAGUAGGCGAGAUAAAGACUAGAUAUAGAUAUAGACAAGUGGAAGUGUUAGACCAGGGUCGAUAAUUUUAAAAAUGGUGAAAAGUGAAAAAAAAUAUAGUAGGAUGAAACCCAUUAGAAAAGGUAGAGAAUAUAAUAAAAAUGAAA